Messenger RNA from Phyllopteryx taeniolatus (common seadragon), 1431 nucleotides. RefSeq lists its product as uncharacterized. Gene Ontology annotation, biological process: cell division. The record is from RefSeq and is a predicted model, not a curated record. The coding region runs from base 300 to 1262 and encodes 320 amino acids. The transcript has a single exon. NCBI's taxonomy places the organism in Eukaryota, Metazoa, Chordata, Actinopteri, Syngnathiformes, Syngnathidae. Gene Ontology annotation, molecular function: protein binding.
CACCCUGUCACCAGAGACUAAUGGACAGAAACGAACUCUCUGAUCGUAGCGUUGUUUGUUCCCUUCAUUUUUUUUUCUAGCCAUGCUCUCGGCGAGCUGGUAGGCAGUCUGUAAUUCUCGUUUCAUGUUUUUGACGUAUUUCAGAUAGGACUUGGUGGAUGUACCAUCACUUGAGACUCCAAAUGCGCACCAUGUACUCUUUCUCGCCUCUGCUCUCCAUGUGUUUUGGGGGCUAACUUUUGAGAGAAUCUCCUCUUCAAGUCUAAAUUGUUGAAACAUAAGGCACCGUAUUCCUAAUUAUGGGAGGGCAGGCCAAAGGUAAAAAGAAAACCAAGCCAAAGAGGAAAGACAAUCGUCCAAACAAAGAUGCCGGCAUAGUGGGCUUGACACCUCAGGAGAGGAUGAAAGUGAGAAUGCAUGAAAAGGCAAAGAAGAAAACGGCUGCCAAGUACUCUGUUGAGCAACUACUGGAGAAGACUGAAGAAUGCAUGGACAGUUUUGACUUUGAGAUGGCUGGACUCUACUGUCAGCGUGCCCUGGACCUGGAGUCCACCAACCUGCAAGCUCUUGACAUGCUGGGACACAUCUCCUCUGAGCUUGGAGACAUACAGAAAGCUAAAGGAGUUUUUCUGCGUGCUGUGGAGCUAAGCCCGGAUGGAGGCCACAGUAAGUACAUGUACCUGGGGCAGAUCCACACUGGCCAGGAAGCUGUUGACUACUACACCAAAGGAAUACAAGUCCUGCUCUCUGCAUUGGACAAACAAGCACAGACCACUGACCAGGCCGGAGUUACAGCUCCUGUAGGUGAAGACCUUGAACACUCGACGAUGAAGGAUGUUAGCGUUGCUUACUGCUCCAUUGCUGAGCUUUACCUAACAGAUCUCUGCAUGGAGGAGGGUGCAUCAGACAGGUGCAGAAAGUUCAUUGAUAGAGCAUUGCAGUAUGACCCCGCCAACCCCGAAGGCCUUCAGCUCAUGGCCAGCUACUUGUUCAGUACAGAGAAAAAUCAGGAAGGCAAAGAAUACUUGUUGAAGAGUGUCAGACAGUGGCUGCCUGCCCAGAAACGGACUGAAGCUUCCUCCAGCCUAGAAGACGAUGUGCAGAACCAGCUCCCGCCGGACGAGCCCCCACAUGUAGCCCUCAUAGGCAGUACUCACAAAACCGUUGAACCCUCAGUUCACUGGGGGAAAAAAACCCAAACCGAUUGUCGUAGGAACGAGCCCUCAAAACGCUUCAGUAGGCACAGCGACUCGAUCCCGUAGCGUCGAAGCGGCAGCCCGGUGGCGUUGAGCAGGCGGGACCCGUGGCGUUCAGCAGACAGGACCCGUGGCUUUGAAAUAGUAAAUCCGUUCGCGUCCAAAAACAGUCCAAGCAUCCGUUCGUCCAUAAAACAGUCCAAUCAUCCGUUCGUGUCCAAAAACCAGGUGCAGA